UCUUUCUUUCUUUUUUUUUUUGGUAGUGAAGGGGGAUUGGAUUGUUUGCUUUCAGAACGAGGACCUGGAAUUGUUGCACUGAUUGGUAGUGUCCUUUUGGAGUGACUGUCGCAUGAAUUCUUUGGAUAUCUCUGGGGAAACAGAAAACUUGAACGCUCUUUGUUUCCCACUUUUCAGCUUUUGAUACGAAACUGAAAAAGUUCCAGAAAGCUGAUCUGCCUAAGUUAAUCAUCCCUGAAGAGUGGUGGUCCCACUAUGCACUAAAACAAACCUAUCUUCUGUGUGAACCAAAACAGAAAAACAGCCUGCAAAACACCUGUAAAGAGAUAUCUGUCAUCACAUGGGAAUUUGAGGAGCUGCUAUAUGGCACAUUCACAAUUGAAAUUGGAGAGGAUCAACUCUUAUCAUGUCCCAGAAGACAUCUUAAUAAGAGUAAAAGGAGAGGAGGCUAUGGCUUGUCAUCUGUGCUUGCACACUAGACUUAUAUAUAGUUAUUCUGUAUACUAAUCCAAAGCAAACAUGCAGACAGUUCUUUGAAAAGCCUUCCAAAUCACAUGCAGAGACUCAGAGAGUUGUGGUAAAGAAUUAGGUUUUUUAUGCUCAGUAUCUCCAACCCAUCUAUUAUCAAUCUUUUAGAAAGAACAGAACUUGGCUGUGAAAUUAGGCAUUGGGUCACCAUUUGGCAAAGACAGUUUCUCCAGUAAGAAACAUGCCUGCUAAUGACACGUGUACUGGGCCAGAUGGGGACAAAACAGAUUUUCGAUACUUUAUCUAUGCAGUAACAUACACUGUCAUUCUUGUGCCAGGUCUCAUAGGGAACAUAUUAGCCUUGUGGGUAUUUUAUGGCUACAUGAGAGAAACCAAACGGGCUGUGAUAUUCAUGAUAAACUUAGCCAUAGCUGACUUAUUACAAGUUCUCUCCUUGCCCCUGAGGAUCUUUUACUACUUGAAUCACAACUGGCCAUUUGGGCCUGGCCUCUGCAUGUUCUGUUUCUACCUGAAGUAUGUAAACAUGUAUGCAAGCAUCUACUUCCUGGUCUGCAUCAGUGUGAGGCGAUUUUGGUUUCUCAUGUACCCCUUUCGCUUCCAUGACUGCAAACAAAAAUAUGACCUUUACAUCAGUAUUGCUGGCUGGCUGAUCAUUUGCCUUGCCUGUCUGCUCUUUCCUCUUCUCAGAACCAGUGAUGACACCCUGGGCAACAGAACCAAAUGCUUUGUGGAUCUUCCUACCAGGAAUGUCAAUCUGACCCAGUCAGUUGCCAUGAUGACUGUUGGUGAAUUGAUUGGGUUUGUUACUCCUCUUCUGAUCAUCCUGUAUUGUUCCUGGAAGACAGCUUUAUCACUGCAAGAUAAAUAUCCUGUGAACCAAGACCUUGGAGAGAAAAAGAAAGCCCUGAAGAUGAUUCUAACCUGUGCAGGGGUAUUCCUAAUUUGCUUUGCACCUUAUCACUUCAGUUUUCCUUUAGAUUUCCUGGUCAAGUCUAAUGAAAUUAAUAGCUGCCUGGCCAGAAGGGUGAUUCUGAUAUUUCAUUCUGUGGCCCUGUGUCUUGCUAGCCUGAAUUCCUGCCUUGACCCAAUCAUAUACUACUUCACCACUAAUGAGUUCAGAAGACGACUUUCAAGACAAGAUUUGCAUGAUAGCAUUCAACUCCAUGCAAAAUCCAUUAUGAGCACGCAUACCACUUCUACCAUGACAAAUGAAUUAUGCUAAAAAAAAUCCCAAAUGUGGCCCAAAGUACAGGCAUAUCAGAAAACAUUUGCAAUAUCCUAAGCCUCAGAAAACUACUCAAAGGAAAUAUAGCUUUACAGUUAUGUUCCAUCUUAACUAUAUGGGAAAUUUAUAUCUUCAUAAUAGGACCUAUUUGGAGUAUUGUGCUCCAUAAUCAUUGAUAUUGACAGUAUAUUUAGUAAAUUUGUUAUCAAGUCUCUAAGACAUAAGCUAUAAAAUUUCAGUGACAUCCUGUAAACCUAUGCUCUCAACUGGAGUCAGUAAUUUUAUCUGUGAACCUAAGGCACAGAGAGACUGUUGACUUGGGGCUACCAUAAGGAUUUGGUUUUGUUAGAAAGGACAUUGCAUUCAGAGGCAAUGUAGUUGUCUGUUUAUCUCAAUAAUCACAGUUUAUUUUAUAAUAGUAUAUUUUUGGUUGUAUUCUAAGAUGGACAGUAUGUUACUCUGUGUUAACAAUGUGUCAUAAACAUGGGAUCAUUUUUUAUCUUCCACAUGUGAUAACACUCCAGGGUUUAAAGAUUCAAAUAGCUACUUCCUUCAUUUCAAUGUCAAUAUUAAACAUCAUCUGGCACACCCAUUCAUAGAGUGAAAACCUGAACUCAGGCCUCUGGUUUGUUUAAAGUAAGAACAAUAUACAAAUUCACAUAAUAUAAUUUUCUAUCAUGCUAUAAGAUGCCAUGUUGAAUCUACCCAGGGCAGGUAGCUUACCCAAGCCAUACAGUGUGACACCAGUGGCCCAGGAAACAACAGAUAGGUGACCUUCACAGCCCUGUCACCCUUAAACUAUUUCCAAAAACAUCUAUGGAGAUGUAUGGCACUAUCUAUUAGAGAGAGUUUCCACUGGGCUUCUAGACUGAUAGUGAGGUACCCCUUACAUUAGUCAUUGCAUUUUCUGAGCCUGUGGUAGAAGUAGUGCACUAAUUAAUCCAUAGGCUUGGGCCAGAGUGAAAAGAUGAAGCAGUGUUUCAUAUGCCUAUUCAAAACCUCACUGCACUGUAUUUCUUACUCUAAGCUAGGUGUCAACUGUCAUGCCACCUACAUAAGCCAGAGUUGGAAGACAGCUAGGCAUGUGAACCCUAGAGUCUGCAGUGAUUUUUCUGAUCCAGUCUUGCCCUAAUUAUGUAAUUCUGAAGUUUGUACAGCUUACUUCCUAGCAGCUGGAGAAGGCAAUUUUUCCACCUUUUAAUAAAUGUGCAGAAGAGUAAUUUAGGCGGUCUUGGACACCUUUUACAAUACCUUGCCUACCCUCUGUUACUAUUAUUAUGCAGGAAACAGACACAAAAUAUGAGUAGUAAUUAAACCUGAGGUAUUAGAAUAUUUAAAACAUAUUUUAGCUAAGUGCUGUAACAUUUUUAAGGAAAUAAUUUACUUAAAAUCGGUGUGCUAUAUAAUGAAGACACAUGCCACAGGAAUGUAGAAGCAAACCAAGAGUUCUAGCAUAUUUAGAGGAAGAAUUUUUUUAGGCAUGCAAUUAUGAUACUAAUAAAUUUGGGGGGAAACCUGGUGAAAUCCUAAUGAAUUAUACUAUUUGAGAUUAAUGGAAACUUUUCUUAAAUUUUCCUUGGACAACUGUUGAAUUUGCUUGCAUUUUGUCAUUAAAAUAAUACCCUAUUAGAAAGCUAACUUUGUGCUGCUAGAAAUAAGGUAUCUAUGUAUCUCAUUAUUCAUUGUAAGGUACAAGUUAUGAUGUACCAAAGCAGUGUUAAACUGAAUUUUUAAAAGGGAAACUAUAAAUGUGUCUGGAAUGUCUGCUUUAAAAUGAUUUGAAUUUGAAUAUAAUUUAGUAUUGUAAUGGGAUUGCAAGUAACAGUUUUGUGGAAUUGUGAACCAACUGUGGGUACUUGUAAUGUAAGAGUCUUGUCUAUACUAUAUGUGUUUACUGUUUUCUGGAUUAGCAUGAAUUAAUACUUCUUACAGUCUAUUUGUGAAACCAGUGAUUUAAUCUUAUUAACAUAUUAAUUUCACUCUUAAAAUAUCUUAGUUUUAUAAAGGAGAGGAGAACUAUUUUCAGGAUAUUACUUACUUUCUUAGAGCCUAUUUGUUAAGCAGCCCAGAAGCACUAGCAUCUCAUAUCAUUUGGGGAGAGGAUAAGUGUCCAGUUUUCUUAUGCUGCUUACCUAGUGCCACUCAUUCUCCUAAGGCCUUCCCAUCCAGGCUUUUAUUUAGCGCCCUGAUUUACUUUAUCCACCUCUCCCCCACCAUCAAUAUUUUUGUUUUAUACUGUAUUCCCUUGCUCAUCUACUCAGUAAUCUAAUCAAAUAAUUCUCACUAAGGUGCUAAUGACUAAUAUUAGCUUAAUAUCAGUUUACCAAAGGAUAUCUGAAUUUCAUGAUAAUGGAGAACUAAGCCUUAACCCAAAGUCAUGAUAUUCAGUGGAGGAAUUGCAGGUACUAGAGCAAAUCAGAGGGAAAGAUAUUUUGAAGAAAGUGGGUCUUGAAGCAGUGCCUUUCAGAUUACACCAGGUGAACCCCUAUUUUUGCUUACCAUAAACAGGAUACUAAAGGUAUAUAGCAUCCUAAGGAAUAUAUCCACAAAUAUGGAUAUCAGUUUCUUAGACCUCUGUUUUCUGCUUUUCUUUUUGCUUUCUGUCCUUUCAAUUUCAGACCUGAUUUCCAGGGAAAAGUCUAAACUUAGGAGAGAAGCACUGCUGCAACUGCUAUACGGAUAGCAGCCUACUUUCUGAGCUUCUCCUUUCCUUGGGGAAUCCUCUCUCCAGACCUCCCACUUAUCACUAGGAGUUCCAUGAAAUUGGGGUAUAAAGAGUGAAUACCCUCAACUACAGUAAUACAUACUUUAAGAUAAUCUCACAUCUCCUAUAAAAGUUGUUUGAGUUUUUAUUCUAAAAUAUGCAUAUACCUAUUCCAACCGGAGAGAUUUUGAUAGUGUAAUUCCCAAGUUAUUAUUGUUAUUGUCAUAAUUGUUAUUAUUGUUACACUCAAAUUGUUUAUAUUUUUCAUUGUCAUUCAGUCAAACAGCCAUGAAAAGGAGCCAUCUGCCCCAAGAACAGCAGACCAAGCUGCUGUGGUUUGAAGGGGCUCAUCAGUAGAACUCUCGUGCAACUUAAUUUUCAUGUCACUUUUUGUUUUAACUUCCAUAAAAUACUGUGAAAAUGUUGCACUUAGAAUUUAUUUAUGGCUAUAAUUUAUAAUAUUCAUUUUAAUAAUAAAGAUGGACUCUGUAAUUAUAUAGAAAGCUUCUGCCUCCAGAAGUCAUUGUGUAUCUUACCCCUCCUUUCAGCAAACUGAUAGAAGUGGGGCUUUUUAUUAGUAUUGUCACAUACAUGGUUGAAAAUCCCCUCAGUCUCUACUCUCCCUUUCUCUUCCUGGCCAUACUAAGAUUGGACCAAGUUUACAUAAAUGAUGUAAAGCCCUGUAUUUGCUACAGCAUAGUCUAUGGAGAGAAAAGUAGAUGAAGGAGGGGCAGAGGAAAUUUUUCUUUUUAUUCUUAAAUUGUUAGUACUUGACAGUCUGAUUUUUCUUGCAGAUUGACAGGAAAAAACACAUCUGCCACUGUUCUUCCACAAAGAGGUCUACUUAAAAAUGUGAAGUCUGGAAAAUUGUCUCUGGCCUACCCUUAAUCCUAGCUCUCUUUCUUCCACUUUAGUGACUCCCUCCUCAUUACACUCCCUCCUCAUUACACUCUAUAUCUAUAUGAAUUUAGGAGGCCUAGUUAUCUUCUGUAAUAAUCAAGUUAUCAAUAAUAAUAUUAGUGGUAAAGGCUUUCCUAAGGAAGAUUUUCUGAUGCUUUGGCAUACCUGAAGCAAAUAAUGGGAUAUAAACACAGGACUUAAUCCAUGCUUCAAAUGCCCUCAAAUCAUAUAGGUGUCUCCUCUGUGUUCUGAAGCCAUCCCCAAAGUAACUUCACUACCAUUUUUUUGGAGAAGGAGGGAGGUAAAUGUUCAAAUAAUUGUGGCUGUCUUAAUUUUCUCAUUCCUCAGUUACUAAAAGACUUGGUGGGUAGUAAUAUUUGUGAACUUCACAGAUGAUUUCCUCAGCAGAACUUCCUCAGCCUUAAACAUUUAUUCAAUGUUGCUAAGAUCAUAUUUCUUCCUAUAUUGUUUUUUUUACUAAGUUCUCUUUAUCCAACUCUUUAUGGCACAUCUGCUGAUUCAUCAAUAAGGGUAACCUUUAUUCAAGGCCUUAUAUUUGCCUCUUUGGAUCUCUUCAAUGAAUAGAGUCACUGUUCCAUGGAGAGGACUGCCAUUAGUCCUGUCCUCCUGACCCCAGUAUCUUCUUUGUUUGCAGGAGCUUCAGAAGCCGAGAUGAGAGCCAGACCUCAGUUCUUUCCUGUUUAGUUUCAUUCCGGCCCAUAAUGGAGAGACUUUUCAGCCUGCUCUAAAUAAUAUUGAAUACCCACAACUUGUGCACACACAGGUAGUGUUCAUUCCUUUCUAAAUAUUAAUCUAAGAAGAGGAAGAAGCAAACAAAGAGAGUUUGAAUAAUGAUUGUCCAAAUUAUGGGCUCAGGGAAUGGAAGCAAGAAAGAAGUGGUCUUAUUAUAAACUCCCCACACCAUCAUUAAGUAAAGUAAAUCAUGUAAUCCUGGAUUAAAAUUGUCUGAAUCACAUGAUUUCCCUAUGUCACUAAACACGUGAACCUUUUCACUCAGAUGCAUGAACAGAAAUUUUAAAUCUGUCUUAAAUUGGUCAAUUGCUCAUUGAAUAGAUGAAACAUUCUAUCAUGGAAAAGUUAAAAUAUAUUCAAAAGAAAAUUGAUUGGUAUAAUGAAACCCAUAUAUCCAUUAUUCAGCUUCAACCAAUAUGAACA
Choloepus didactylus (southern two-toed sloth) is the source of this 6494-nucleotide messenger RNA. It is a transcript of the gene GPR174, whose product is annotated as G protein-coupled receptor 174. NCBI's taxonomy places the organism in Eukaryota, Metazoa, Chordata, Mammalia, Pilosa, Megalonychidae. The transcript is spliced from 2 exons. The coding region runs from base 710 to 1711 and encodes 333 amino acids. Gene Ontology annotation, biological process: positive regulation of Rho protein signal transduction; phospholipase C-activating G protein-coupled receptor signaling pathway. The record is from RefSeq and is a predicted model, not a curated record. Gene Ontology annotation, cellular component: membrane. Gene Ontology annotation, molecular function: G protein-coupled receptor activity.